Toxorhynchites rutilus septentrionalis is the source of this 4528-nucleotide messenger RNA. RefSeq names its product C-terminal-binding protein (gene CtBP). Bases 982 to 2355 code for a protein of 457 amino acids. Lineage: Eukaryota; Metazoa; Arthropoda; Insecta; Diptera; Culicidae. The record is from RefSeq and is a predicted model, not a curated record. Gene Ontology annotation, molecular function: transcription corepressor activity; NAD binding; oxidoreductase activity, acting on the CH-OH group of donors, NAD or NADP as acceptor. The transcript is spliced from 8 exons.
CAUAGCAUUUGUGGAUUAUUUUUCUAGGGAAUAGUGUUUUCGAGUGCAUUUGGAGAUGUAAUUUUUCUAACAGAUAGAAAUAGAAAAAGUACUUGGAUAUUUGUAUAAACUUGCAUUUUUGACGGUGAAAAUUGUGCUGUUUGCCCCCUUAGGAUUCAACUGGAAAAAGUGCAAUUUUGAAGUUACAUUCUCGUGCUAUAAACCAAAACAGGUAGCUAAUGUAGUGAAGGUUAUCUUUUGGCAUUUUCUAGAAGAGGAAAAAACAGUGAGCGAGUGAGUGAUUGACGGUUCACCGAACGAACAUAAAUAAAGCAAAAAAAAGUAGCGCACUCUUGGAUUAUCUCGAACGAGAGCACGAUUGAACACAUUCAGACAAAGAAGACAUCACGAUGAGGUCUACGGUUCGGCGUAAAUGAUAUGACAGGACACACCCGAGUAACGGUAGACAACAACAGCAACUCAAAAUCGUGCACAUUAUCCGAAUUCAACGCUCACAAACACAAACACAAAUACACACUUUAAACCUGCUACAGAAAGCACAUUAUCUCGUAGAAAGGGCAACCAACGACCCCUACAAAGCAACAGUUCUGUUGUAGUGCUAACAAUAGUAAAACAUCCAAACAGAGAUAAUUAUUUGCUUUGCCAAAUAACAACAAUUCAGUUACAAUUAUACGAUUAUCUACAUAGAAUAAGUUAAAGAUUGUGAGAAGGUUACAGUUUCGAAAAGUGCUCGGCACGGGAAGAAAUUCAUGUGAUAUAAUUUUGUCUUUAAUCCAACAGCGGAAGAAAAGAAGUGCAGAACAUAUAUAUGGAUGUAUGUGGUGACGAAAAACACCAGUGUUAAUACAGUGUGGAUCUAGUAGAAAGCAGAGUAUAGUGUGGUGAAAGUGAACAAUUAUUGCUGAGGAAUCAGAAAGCAUAAAGGAUACCGCGCUCUCAGCCAACUGAAGUGUAACCAACUCCCGCCAAAAUACUACAACCAUGUUGCCGAAGCGUUCCCGUUUGGGCGAUGUGCGGGGCCCAAUUUCGAACGGGCCAAUGCAAUCGCGGCCUCUGGUCGCCCUGUUGGACGGCCGGGAUUGCUCAAUCGAGAUGCCAAUCCUGAAGGAUGUAGCCACAGUCGCGUUCUGCGAUGCACAGAGCACAUCAGAGAUUCAUGAAAAAGUAUUAAACGAAGCAGUGGGAGCGCUGAUGUGGCACACAAUCAUCCUCACGAAAGAAGAUCUGGAAAAGUUCAAAGCGUUGCGGAUAAUCGUCCGCAUCGGCAGUGGCGUUGACAACAUUGACGUGAAAGCAGCUGGCGAACUGGGAAUCGCCGUGUGCAAUGUGCCCGGCUACGGGGUGGAAGAGGUGGCCGAUACCACGAUGUGUCUGAUUCUGAAUCUUUACCGGCGAACGUACUGGCUCGCGAACAUGGUCCGGGAGGGCAAGAAGUUUACAGGUCCAGAGCAAGUGCGGGAUGCGGCACAGGGCUGCGCCAGAAUACGGGGAGACACAUUGGGGCUGGUUGGACUUGGUAGAAUAGGCAGUGCCGUUGCCCUGAGAGCGAAGGUAUUCGGUUUCAACGUGAGCUUCUACGACCCAUACCUACCGGAUGGUAUAGAAAAAUCACUCGGCUUGAACCGUGUCUACACCCUUCAGGAACUGCUAUUCCACUCAGACUGCGUGUCGCUUCACUGUACAUUAAAUGAACAUAAUCAUCACCUUAUUAACGAGUUCACGAUUAAGCAGAUGAGACCCGGUGCAUUUUUAGUGAACACAGCCCGCGGAGGCUUAGUCGACGACGAAGCGCUAGCCCAUGCGCUGAAACAGGGCAGAAUCCGAGCGGCAGCGUUAGAUGUUCAUGAGAAUGAGCCAUACAAUGUAUUUCAGGGUGCCCUGAAAGACGCCCCUAACCUGCUGUGUACUCCCCAUGCCGCAUUCUACAGCGAGGCAGCUACAACAGAGUUGCGCGAGAUGGCGGCCAGCGAAAUCCGGCGGGCAAUCAUUGGUAACAUCCCGGACUGUCUUCGGAACUGCGUAAAUAAGGAAUACUUCCUGCGAUCGUCAACGGGCGGUGGUGCCGGAGGAUAUUCAGAAGAUAAAAAACUUAUAGCUGGUAUAAAUGGCGGCUAUUAUUCAGGUGGAUUACAACAAGCACAUAGUACAACACCGCUUGAGGCACCGCACAGUGCUGGAUCCCACGGACCGCCCAGUGGUCCUCCGCCACCGUCAGUCGCCGUACCACCUGUCUCCGCUGUCACAGCGCCACCACCACAAGGUAUACAACAUUCUAUGGUCAGCAAAUCGCCUCUUAGUGCCCCCGAUCCAAGUAAUCAUCAUUCGGUUAAGCCGGAACCAUCGGAAGUACAUUAGUUUCAUUAUUAUUAUUAUUAUGAAUCACUUAUUAUUAAUUACGAUUAAAAGUCGAUAAUACAGAAAGGAAACAAAAGAAAAAGGAGAGAAAUAAACAUUUUUUUCAAAUUUUUUAAUGUAGGCAAAUAAGAAAAAUACACACACACAGACACACAAACACAAGUGAGGGAUUAAAAAAAAAUGAAGAAUUAUAUAUUGCGGACGAGGAUGAGGAUCGAUAAUAAUUAUUAUGAUUAAAAUUAAACAAGAAAAAAUGUGAGAAAUGAUUACGUUAGUAAGAUGUGAAAAAAGUUACUGCAACAAAGUAUAAGCAAAAGUGAAAGAGAACAAACAAAAAAAAAGAAUUAAUAAUAGAAAUAGUUUUGUGUAAGAGGAUACUAUGUAUAAAUACAGGUGUACACACAAUAGAAAUAAUAAUACACAGCAACUAUGUUUGGCAAAGAUGACCGGCAAACAAACCAACAAAACAAAAAAAAUAUGAAUAACAGACUACAACUCGACUGACAUAUGCACACAAAUGUGAACAGAAGAACAGAACCCCAAAACAACUUCCAAAAAUUCAAACAGACACGUAUACUUACGUCCUCUAGAGAGAAAAUGUAUGGACGAAAACUAAGGCAAACUGGGUUAUACCAACCAAUACGACGGCAGAAACGAAACACUUAUAUGUUGUAGUGGUACGUUUAAAAUGAGAAUUGCUUCCUUUUUUGUUUUAUAACUUUUAAUGAUAAUGAAUUGGAUUAUAUUUUAUUUUUCUCUGUAAGUAGAAGAACAGAAAUUCCUUUUAUUUUUAGUGUAUGUAGGGAUAAAUAAAGAAACAUGGAGAAAAAGCGUAAUACAUGAGUAUGUGUGCGAGUAAGUCAAAUGAAUUUCGGUAGUCGGAGAGAGAGUUUUCGAAGUAAUUGAAUAGUUUAAACUGCACCGGGACAGACAAAAGUGAUUGUCCUAUUAAGUCCAUAUUUGCGCAUACUAUUUCACCCUGGAAAGACAAUCGCAGUAAAAAAGGGAAAAGCGUGAGGUUGAUAAUUCGUGUGGAACAGAUUUACAAAAGUUUAAGUGGUUCCCCCUUUCCAUGAAUCUUGGACGGAACCGGGUUAUAAUUACCAUCUUUUCUGAAGGUGCCAUAUGUCGAGUGCAUUUCCGAGCAAAUGAACUAAGCAUCUGAUCUCUCCCUCUUAGCGCCCUGAAAUUGAGUUUGGCACAAAAAAACGAUCAAGAAAACGCCGACAUUGAAACACUUAAACUUGCCAUCAACUUGUUCCACGUUGAAUACGGUCUCCGGAAAGCUUUUUGAACCAUUUGCAAUAUGACCAAGAUAGAGCUUCACCUUCUGAAAGUAGGCUGUCACAUGCCUUACCAAAUUGACUUGGAAAUGCCGUAAACAGUUUCUCCUGGCCCGAUUUCUAACCUUUGUUCUCUAAGUCUGUGAUCUUAUAGUGUGGCUUUUCGGAUUUUUAGAGUUUAUUCCUGUGGAGCGUACCAAUCUGAGUAUGAACUGGAAAAAAAGAUAAAGCGAUCAGAGAAACAAGUUUUUAUCUAAACAUUACGAACAGGAACUCCCUAACGGUGUACUCCAAGAACGUAAGUGAAAACUAUUAGAUCUGUAAAAGUAUCAACACAGAAACAUUAUGGUAGGCACAUGUGACCACUUGAAGCCAAGCUACCGAACAAAAUUCCUUCAAAAAAUCAAACCAACUGCUGUCCAAGUGCUCAACAGAUGCGUUUAUCGAGCCACACCCGUCACCAAUAAUAAAAUUUCCUUUGUAUGAACGUUCAGCCACACAAUGCGCAGUUUCCCUCAGAACAAAAUUGAAUAUUUCCUAUACACAUCUUGUUGGAUUUGUGUGCGCAUGUAAAAACUGAUAGAAAAUGAUAGCUCACGAAAUGGCAGAAAUACCACCAACCCCUAAAAAACAACAAAUCAGCAGAAAUAAUUAUAUUGAUUAACACAUGUAGUGCUGGGCAUUCGUUGAUGAAUACAUGCAAACUAAAGAAGUAAAUAAAGAAAAGAGAAAAAAAAGUUAAAACAUCUUUUUUGCGAAUCAACAUUAUUCAGCAGCCAACACAAAAAUAGAAAACAAACAAACGCUCUGUAUAUGGAACCGCGACAAGAGAUGAAGGAAGAAAUGCAAGAUAUAAAUAAAGAUGAAAAUGGGUUAAAAAUGAUACGAAA